Messenger RNA from Rhincodon typus (whale shark), 7588 nucleotides. RefSeq names its product voltage-dependent T-type calcium channel subunit alpha-1H-like. Gene Ontology annotation, cellular component: voltage-gated sodium channel complex; neuron projection; plasma membrane. Gene Ontology annotation, molecular function: low voltage-gated calcium channel activity; voltage-gated sodium channel activity. The record is from RefSeq and is a predicted model, not a curated record. Lineage: Eukaryota; Metazoa; Chordata; Chondrichthyes; Orectolobiformes; Rhincodontidae. The transcript has 31 exons. Bases 1 to 6591 code for a protein of 2196 amino acids. Gene Ontology annotation, biological process: neuronal action potential; sodium ion transmembrane transport; calcium ion import.
AUGGCGAAAUGGAACUUGUGUAUGAGAAUACUAGUGACUUUACUGCUAGAUACUCUGCCUAUGUUAGGCAAUGUCCUUCUCCUUUGUUUUUUUGUCUUCUUUAUAUUUGGAAUUGUUGGAGUGCAGCUAUGGGCUGGGCUGCUAAGGAACAGGUGUUUUUUUGAAGACAGCUUUGCAAUGUAUUACAAUGUUUCUUUACCUCCAAAUUAUCAGAUAGAAGGUGACGAAACUCCAUUUAUUUGCUCACUGCCACGGGACAAUGGCAUGCAGAAAUGUCAGGACCUUCCAAAUUUGAAAGAAAAUGGAGCCGAAUGUUUUCUUAGCUUGGAUUCUUACAGCCACCCAAGAUAUAGCCUGGAAAUGAACAAUACAAGUGGUUGCAUAAACUGGAAUCAAUACUACAACAUGUGCAAAACGGGAGAUGUAAAUCCACAUAAGGGUGCCAUUAAUUUUGAUAAUAUAGGAUAUGCCUGGAUUGCCAUUUUUCAGGUUAUUACCCUGGAAGGAUGGGUAGACAUCAUGUAUUAUGUUAUGGAUGCACAUUCUUUUUACAAUUUUAUAUAUUUUAUACUGCUUAUAAUAGUUGGUUCAUUCUUCAUGAUUAACUUGUGCCUGGUUGUCAUAGCAACUCAGUUUUCAGAAACAAAGCAACGUGAGAACCAGUUAAUGCAGGAGCAGCGAGCCCGCUUUCUUUCAAACGAUAGCACAAUUGCCAGUUUCUCUGAGCCUGGAAGCCUCUAUGAAGAGCUCCUUAAAUACAUUUGCCACCUCUUCAGGAAAGUGAAGCGGCGGACACUGCGCCUUUACAACAUUUGGCAGAAUAAACAACGCAAAAAGGUCACCCCAAACAGUUCAAAUGGCCAAGGGAGGAAAUGGCGGAAUAAAGGUCGUGUAAGGUCAAUCCAUCAUUUAAUUCACCAUCAUCAUCAUCAUCAUCAUCAUCAUUACCAUAUCAGCAAUGAUAAUUCAAAGGCACAGCAGGGCAGUCCAGAACUUUGUGAUAUGGAGAUGAAAUCAUUGCGAUCUGGCAGUAAGCUCAUGCUUCCUUCAUCUGCACUAAACCAUCAGAGUCCUUCUUCAGGUACUGAGUCGGUUCGCAGUAUUUACCAUGCCGACUGCCACUUUGAAGGCCCACAAAUGACAUACAAGUCUUCCACUACAACUAAUGUUAAACUAAUGACUGGCAUUACACACCAUGGAGGCAUGAACUAUCCAACAAUUGUUCCACCCGUGACUAGUAGAAGCAGCUGCACACCAAAACUAAAAGGCAACAGUAGCAGUAAUACACCCAUCACUGUGGGCAGAAGGAACCCGAACAUGAACUUGGCAGAUUCCUAUGGCAAACUGCACCAUUUUGUGGGAGAACACGGAAUCUUUCGAGCUGCAAGCAAGUUAUCAGGGCUCAAUGUGUCAUGUUCCACACCCAAUGCACAGGCUGGUGUUUUGACUUGUGAGCUCCAGAACUGCCCUUACUGUGCUCAUGCUUUGGAAAAUCCAGACCUGGAGCUCAGUGAUUCAGAAAGUUGUGAUUCUGAUGCUGAUGGCGUGUACGAAUUUACGCAAGACAUCACACAAGGUGACCACAGCGAUCAGAGACACAAGAACAAAAAGAAACCAAAGGAAAAGAAUAAAUUAGUCCUGCUAUGGACAUUAUUCUCUGAAAGAAUGAAAAGAAUUGUGGGAAGUAAAUACUUCAACCGUGGAAUUAUGAUUGCCAUUCUGAUCAAUACAUUGAGCAUGGGUAUUGAAUACCAUCAACAGCCGGAAGAGCUUACCAAUGCCCUGGAGAUCAGCAACAUUGUAUUUACCAGCAUGUUUGCUUUGGAAAUGAUUCUUAAACUUUUUGCAUUUGGUCUUUUUGGUUACAUUAAGAAUCCAUAUAAUAUUUUUGAUGGAAUUGUUGUCAUUAUCAGUGUUUGGGAAAUCAUUGGUCAGUCUGAUGGUGGCCUUUCGGUGCUGAGAACAUUCCGGCUGCUCCGAGUUUUGAAGUUGGUCCGUUUCCUGCCUGCACUACGACGCCAGUUAGUGGUUCUGAUGAAAACCAUGGACAACGUGGCUACGUUCUGUAUGCUGCUUAUGCUGUUCAUAUUUAUUUUCAGUAUUCUGGGCAUGCACCUGUUUGGAUGUAAAUUCAGCUUGAAGAUGGAGAAUGGAGACACAAUACCAGACAGGAAGAAUUUUGAUUCGUUAUUGUGGGCAAUCGUCACUGUAUUUCAGAUCCUUACUCAGGAGGACUGGAAUGUAGUCCUGUAUAAUGGAAUGGCCUCCACCUCACCCUGGGCUGCCCUGUACUUUGUGGCAUUAAUGACUUUUGGCAACUAUGUGCUUUUCAACCUACUGGUUGCUAUUCUUGUGGAAGGCUUCCAAGCAGAGGGUGAUGCCAACAGAUCAGAUACAGAUGAAGAAAAAACAUCUGCUAAUUUUGAUGAGGAGUGUGAACAAUUUAAAGAUCAUUCUUCUGAUUUAAAAAUGUAUUCAGUCGUCAUGACAUCAAAUGGACAUUUGGAUUCACGAAGCAGCAUACCACCACCAAUUAUCAUGCGUACUGCUGCUACGCCAAUGCCGACACCAAAGAGUUCACCAUGUAUGGAUUCAGUUCAUACUUACUUAGAAUCCAGAAGAGGCAGCAGUGCUUCUAUUGAUCCUACAAAUUAUGACCAGAGGUCUUUGUCCAGCAUUCGCAGUUCACCUUGUGCCCCUUGGGGCACCAACAGUAAUUGGGGUAGUCGCCGCUCAAGCUGGCAUAGUCUUGGAAGGGCACCCAGCCUAAAACGGAAGAAUCAGUCAGAUGAAAGGGAAUCCCUGCUCUCGGGUGUAGGACGUGAAAAUUGUGGUGAAGAUGAUGAAUCUGAAGAUGCAAAGUCUAGCAAAGCUGGCAGCCUCAGUGGAUGGUCCUUGCACCAUCGUGCUGAAUUUUUUGAUACCAAAGGAUCCAUAGACUUGCCUGAGCUACUUCAAGUACCAGUAAUGCGACAUUCUGUGACCUUUAAUCCUAUGUGCACAACACCUUGUGACUACCAAGAUUGCAAUGGCAAAUCCUUGCACUUUCCAAAUGAGAUCUUUCCUCGAAUGGAUAACCACAAAGAUGACCCAAACGAUUAUGAAGAUGAAAUUGAUGAUAGUUACUGUUUUAGAGUCUGGCAAUUUCUGGAGCCAUACAAACCAACGUGGUGUAAAACGCAUGAGGAUUGGGCACUCUACUUGUUUGCUCCUCAAAACCGGUUCCGCAUCAUGUGCCAGAAGAUCAUUGCUCACAAGAUGUUUGACCAUGUGGUCCUUGUAUUUAUAUUUCUGAAUUGCAUUACAAUUGCUCUUGAAAGACCCGAGAUUGACCCAAACAGUACAGAACGGAUGUUUCUGAGUGUCUCAAAUCAUAUCUUCACUGCUAUUUUUGUUGUUGAAAUGGCUCUUAAGGUCAUAGCACUAGGAUUCUUUUCUGGUGAGAAUGCCUAUCUCCAAAGCAGCUGGAAUAUAUUGGAUGGCAUCCUAGUCUUUGUUUCUGUAAUUGACAUAAUUGUCUCCCUGGCAUCAGCAGGAGGGGCAAAGAUCCUUGGUAUUCUCCGUGUAUUACGACUCUUGCGAACCCUACGACCACUGAGAGUCAUCAGUCGAGCUCCAGGUCUCAAACUGGUAGUAGAAACCUUAAUAACUUCCCUUAGACCCAUCGGGAAUAUCGUACUCAUCUGCUGUGCGUUCUUCAUAAUCUUCGGAAUCUUGGGGGUCCAGUUGUUUAAAGGCAAGUUCUACCAUUGUGAUGGACAUGAUACCAGGAAUAUUACAAAUAAGUCAGAAUGUGUCCAAGCUAACUAUAAAUGGGUGCGCCGUAAAUACAAUUUUGAUAAUCUUGGACAGGCAUUGAUGUCACUCUUUGUUUUAUCCUCCAAAGAUGGUUGGGUGAAUAUAAUGUAUGAUGGCCUCGAUGCUAUAGGAAUUGAUAAGCAGCCACAAAGGAACCACAAUCCCUGGAUGCUCUUGUACUUCAUCUCCUUUCUCCUGAUUGUGAGCUUCUUUGUGUUAAACAUGUUCGUGGGAGUAGUGGUGGAGAACUUCCACAAGUGCCGGCAGCACCAGGAGGCUGAGGAGGCCCGCCGGCGGGAGGAGAAACGUUUGCGACGGUUGGAAAAAAAGCGCAGGAAAGCCCAACGCAGACCCUAUUAUGCUGACUACUCCCCAGCUCGACUUUACAUCCAUAAGUUGUGCACCAACCACUACCUGGAUCUAUUUAUCACAUUCAUUAUUGGUAUAAAUGUUAUCACAAUGUCCAUGGAGCACUACCACCAGCCACCUUCUCUUGAAGAAGCUCUAAAGUAUUGUAACUACGUGUUCACCAUCGUCUUUGUCUUCGAAUCUAUUCUUAAGCUCAUUGCAUUUGGCUUCAGGAGGUUCUUUAAAGACAGAUGGAACCAAUUGGAUCUCGCUAUUGUUCUUCUCUCAAUAAUGGGAAUAACCUUGGAAGAAAUCGAAAUUAAUGCCUCCUUGCCCAUUAACCCCACUAUCAUUCGCAUCAUGAGAGUGCUACGAAUUGCAAGAGUGCUGAAACUACUCAAGAUGGCUACUGGAAUGCGGGCUUUACUUGAUACAGUUGUGCAAGCUUUGCCACAGGUUGGAAACCUUGGGUUAUUGUUCAUGCUUUUGUUUUUUAUCUAUGCGGCUCUUGGAGUUGAACUCUUUGGAAAACUGGUUUGCAACGAUGAAAAUCCAUGUGAAGGCUUGAGUCGACAUGCAACAUUUGAGAAUUUUGGAAUGGCAUUUCUAACUUUAUUCCGAGUUUCUACUGGCGAUAACUGGAAUGGAAUAAUGAAGGAUACAUUGCGAGAAUGUGGCAGUGAGGAUAAGCACUGCCUCACCUACCUCCCUUUCUUCUCUCCUGUGUACUUUGUCACUUUUGUUCUAAUCGCUCAAUUUGUGCUCGUCAAUGUUGUGGUUGCUGUUCUAAUGAAACACUUGGAGGAGAGCAACAAGGAAGCCAAAGAGGAUGCAGAGCUUGAUGCAGAAAUAGAGCUGGAAAUGUCACGAACCCAGGGAGCAUCAACUAGCAGCAUUGGACAAACCCCUAUCCUUGACAGCAGAGCCACAGGAGCUGGCCAGGAGUCAGUAAGACUUGAAUCACCAGUACACGUAAAACAAUUAGUGGAAGAUCCUCGAUACAGCAAAAUAAUAGGAGAGAAUCAAACAGAAAAUUUGCUUACUGUUCGGAAAGUUUCUGUGUCUCGAAUGCAUUCCUUACCUAACGACAGCUACAUGUUUCGCCCAGUUAGAUCAGCCCAAUCUCAUUAUCCGCUGCAUGAGGUGGAUCCCCAUCAGGGGUCUGUGACUUCAGUCCAGUCCCAGCCUGCUGAAGUUUCUACGUGUCUUGGAGUUCCCACUGAGGAGUCUGCCAGAAAUGACUCAGUGGAUGUUGUGAAUGCGGAAUCUAAGAACAGCUUGAAGCUAGAGUCUAAUGACAGUCUGCAACCAAAACUUUCACCUCAUCAUAUCUUGGUUCCACCAUUAAUGUACUCCACUCCAUUGUCUCCAAAGGUCACCCCUCCGCCUUCGCCACUGUUGACACAACGCAGCAAGCAAUCGAGUGUGCGCACACACAGGCAGGUCUACAGCCAGCGCAGUAUCCCAAGCCGUUCGCCCAGUCACAGCAGUGACAGCAACAGCCCAGCAAGCUCCUUUCUCAACUCUGUGGAUCCAGCCGAUGAAGAAGUGAGGUACAUCAACAGCUCAAUGAGAAACUGGAAGCGACAGUCCGAAGUGAGAAGCCUUUCAUUAUCACCUUUCCUCUCGCUUAACCUGUCGACUGUGGCUUUAAAGAACUCUAACAGUACAGCAAGUUUGACAGGAAUUGGAAGGGAAAAAGACUUGAAGAAGUUCUAUAGUGUUGACGCGCAGGGAUUACUGGCGAAGCCUUCUUGGGCAGACGAUCUAAGGAGACAUUCAAUUGAAAUAUGUCCAUCAAUUGACGAUGAAGAUUCAAAUCUACAGUUAGAAGUUCCAUUUUCUACUGAAGAAAAGCGAGAGCCUUCUGUCCAUGUCCAGUCAGAUUCUGAGUAUAUCCUUGCAGCUCAAAGAAAGAAAAAAAUGAGUCCACCUUGUAUCUCAAUAGAGCCUCCCAUGGAGAGUGAAAGUGGGCCAACUUCUCAUACUGCAGUGUGUGAAGCCAGGAUGCAUUUACGCAAGCGCACACUAUCCUUUGAAUCCAUGGCUCAUAGAGAUUCUCUAGAACUCGGAGAUUUGCAGCCUGGGAGUCAGACCUCAAUAACAGACCAACGAAUUCCCCAGCCCUGUCAAAGCAAGCAUCUUACCAUUCCAGACUUAUCAUUCGACCACUCAGAUGUGAGUUCAUUAAGCAGUUUAUCUGACCUGUUUUCUGACAGCAAUCACUCAACCCCUUCUUCUAGUAUCUCUGCAGAUUCAAGGGUAGAAUUACUGGCCUCCAAACGGAAGAAAAUAGACCAUUUAAAAGCAUCAAGUGAAAACCCUGAUAUUCAUAGGCCUGAAAAUAGUAAAGAGGUGCUUAGCGUCACCAGUACGCCUCUUAGGAAGCGGGGGCUUGUCCGUAUGACAAGCACACGAGAAGACACAGAUGAUCUUGUGGUAUAGCUGAGGAAGAUAAAUUUUCUGGAGGAAGAAAAGACUUAUACCAAUCAAUCACUGUAAAAUGGAGAUUAUUACUCUGUCUAAUGAUACUUGUUGAUCCCUUGUCAUUGCUUCAAGGAUUUUGUAAGGAGAUGCAAAAAAAAGGGAUAUGCAAACAUUUUUUUCAAUGGAACUUGAGUAGCUUCCCAUAGCUCAAUCACAUUGAUUUGAGUCAGAUUUGUGUGUACAGGCACUUUAUUGUGCAAAGCCACAGUAUGCACAAGUGCAGAAAAGAUGAGAACUGUACAGUGAUGUAAUGUUUGCCAUGUAUAUAUAAAUAAUUAUGUAUUAGUGAUAAAUAAUUUAAUUAUGUCUUCAUAAUGCACAUAUUUUUAUAUAGAACUGUAAUGUUUUGCACACUUAAAAUCGAAUUCCAAGUUGAGUGGCGUUUUCUGGUGUUUAAGUGGAAUGUAUAUAAUUUAGACUUUUUUUUCCUUUCUGCUUGCUCAUGCUAGCCUCAUUCUAAAUGUUUACUUUUCUAUCGUAACAUUUACUGAGAACCAAAUUACUACUGGAUUGUAGUCAGUGCAAUAAUAGACUAAUUCAUUGUUCAUUUUUUAAAGAAAGAAUUAAGUCUUCAACCAGGUUAAAUUGCAAUAAAUUAAAGAAAUCGUAGAGAAAAAAGGCACACUAAUAUUAGGGACAUGUCAAACAAAAAAAAAUGAAAAUAUCUAAAGGCAAGUUAUUUAUUCAAUUCCAUUUUAUUUGCAGUUUGGUAAGUUAUUAAUGGUAUUUGUGAAGUUACAUACAUUUCCUGGUCAAUAUUGUUAAAUGUAACCUUUGAAAGCAAAUCUGUUCAUGUUUACUAUAUUGCAUCCAUCAUGCGAGGAAUAACUGUAACUUCAUUUUUAAAUGCUUGUUAAUGUGUUUAACUUUUUUUAGCUUUGGGCUAAUCUGUUUCACAAAAGUAUGUUCGAAUUGUUUCUAAAUGUACAAUAAAUCAGCACUUCUGUCUUAAAAA